This is a messenger RNA of Exophiala oligosperma, 1846 nucleotides long. RefSeq lists its product as uncharacterized. Gene Ontology annotation, biological process: proteolysis. The transcript has 2 exons. Bases 230 to 1804 code for a protein of 524 amino acids. Gene Ontology annotation, molecular function: aspartic-type endopeptidase activity. NCBI's taxonomy places the organism in Eukaryota, Fungi, Ascomycota, Eurotiomycetes, Chaetothyriales, Herpotrichiellaceae. The record is from RefSeq and is a predicted model, not a curated record.
UACUAUAAGUAGAGAGCAUAAUAUCUCACUGCCGCAAUUAUCUCGACCUAUACACAAAGUUCGGACUAGACUUCAGGGGAGUUUUUCAUACUUUUGAACGUUUGCGUCUUUUCGAAAUGAGAACCCGACAUUGAGUCUGCCCAAGAGCUCUUGAAUCCUCCAUUGUUGUUUUAUAAUCUGUUCUGACAAUACUCGAUCAUCUUGAAUUUCUCAUCGUUACAUCACAGUCAUGAUGAAAUCCUCUCUGGUGGCUGUUCUCGGUCUGGCGACCAUGGGGCUGGCCGCUGACGGGUUUGUCAAGAUGAAUCUGCAUAGGGACCCGAUGCAGCAAAGCAAGAGUAUGUUGGCGCGCAGACAGGCUGAUACACUCGAAGAAGACGUCACUCUGGCUAUACAAGGGUCAGCUUACUGGUUGGAUCUCACCAUUGGGACACCGCCUCAAAAGUUCAAGCUCCAACUCGACACGGGCAGCAGUGACCUUUGGGUCCCUGCGGCGAAUGCAACCGCUUGCGUCAGGCACCACCGCACCAGUUGUCCAGGCGGUGCGUUCAAUGUCAACAAAUCGACCACGGCUGAAAUCACCAUCCCGUGGCAAUGGGAAGUAGCGUACGGAGAUGGGACCGCCGACGGCGGCGACUACUUCACCGAUGUUGUGGUCAUCGGCAACGACACAAUCGAGGCUGGUGUCAUGCAGCUCGGCCUGGCCAUGAUCACUGUCGAUGGUCCCGUUGUCCAGAAUGACGGCCAUGGUCUUGUCGGAGUCGGGUACUCCAGCUUACAGUCGGGUGUGAUGACUGGCAUAUUCGAGGCAGACAAGGCGCCACCGACCCUUCCCGGAGCGCUGGUAAAGGCCGGCGCCAUCGACCGAGAAGCCUACAGCCUGUACCUGAACGACUUUCAAAGUGGCGAGGGUGCGGUGCUGUUUGGAGGCGUGGACUCUAGCAAGUACACCGGCGAACUCGUGGCUCUCCCCAUCCUUCCCACGCCAGACAAUUUCUCGGACUACACGCGCUUUGAGAUUGCUUUGACCGGAAUCUCUCUGACUGACGCGAAUGGGACACAUAAACUGACAGACGAUGACUUUGCCGUGUCCGCGCUCAUCGACAGUGGCACCGUCUCCCAGACGCUCCCGAAGUCGGUCUACAAUGCAAUCCUCGCGGGGCUCGGGGCCAGCAACGACCCUUACUUUGGUGUGCCGGCCGUCCCUUGCGUGUAUGGGGACGCGAACAUCUACAUUACAUAUAGUUUUGGAGGUCCAGGUGGCCCCUCGAUCGACGUACAACUGUCGGAACUACUUGGCCCCGGGCAACCCGACACGACGUUUUACGAAGAUGGCACCCCGGCCUGCCCUGUUUUCAUACUGGAGGAAACCGAGGAACUCGGUUACAUCUUGGGCGACUCGUUCAUGCGUUCGGGGUAUUUUGUCUACGAUCUCGAGAACAACAUGAUGGCCAUUGCGCAGGCUCGUCUCAACUCGACCGAACCCGAGAAGAUCGUCGCCUUCUCCAGCGGAACGGGUAUCCCCGGAGCGACUUCGACAAACACAUUCACAGAUGUACCGACGCCGAGUGCCGGUGGCGCUGAGCAGCCGGGAGCGAAGACCACUGCCGCAGCUUCAGCGACUGCCACUUCACGUGUGCCUAUAGGUUCUCCAACUUUCGCCCUUGGUAGCGUAACCAGCGAGCUCGGUGCUUCAAAGACAGGCUCCUCAUCAUCGGGCAAACAGAAUUCGGCGUCAAGUACUCUUGUGUCCACAUGGGCUGCAGUCGCCGGUGUUGUCAUGAGUUUACUAGUUAUUUUUUAGAUGCUGUGGAUACCAAUAAUGUAUUCUGAUACAAUAUCUUUA